AUGCUGCAGCGCGGCACCCCGGGGCGGUCCAAGCCAGCGGAGUUCCUCAGCACGCCAGCGAGGCAAGCGAGGCGGCUGUCGCAGGGCAGCGCUCCGGGCAGCAGCCCAGCGUGGCAGGUGCAGAGUCCGAUGGCUAUUGACGACCAGGUCUUUGGCCAGUUCGCUACUCCGGAGACGCUGCCACAAAAAGGAAAGCUCAGCAUGGGACCAUCGGAUAGGGAACUCCGCAGAGCCAUGACUGAGCCCAAGAGCGGGAGCCAUGACGAUGUCUUGCAGACAUCAGAGGCAUCAGACCGCGCCACGACCAUUCAGGACACUCCACUAGAAUCUGAAGGGCCUUCCCGGGAGGAGGAGACUGAGACGAAUGAGGCGGUUCGGCGGAGUCCCAACCGAAGGGUUUCAAUAAUUUCGAAGAUGGGUGAGCUGGGCGGAGCACUGGCCCAGACCGCGGCGACAGCCGCAGCGACCACUGCGCGGCAGACGGCUGUGACCAUGACGACUCUGACGACUCUCGCCGGCGGCGUCAGCGAGUACACCGACAACAUGUUCGCACCGACCACAUCCAAGGGCCUAGCCAAGCAUGUUCAAACGGAUGAGGCAAGCUUUAACCUGUUCCUGGACCAGGUGAUUAAAGCACAUGUGGAAGGCGGGGCCGAUCCACGACAUCGGCGAGGAAAGGAUAAGCGCGACUUGACCGGCAUUCUCGAAGGCGAUGUGUCUGGAGGAUUCUUCCAAAGAUGUCCUCGGACACAAGCCCUUUGCUACAAGUUCUGCGUCCGAGCUGAACACUCGGUGCUUUUCGGGCUAUUUUGCUGGGCCUUCCUCCUGCUGCACUGCAUCGCACUUGUACAGGUUGCCAACAAAGCAGGGAGCGAAGAGUUCUGGUACACUGUAUCGGAGAGCUACAUGGCUUUCUUCAUCCUCGAGUUGAUUGUUCGUAUUGCUGCGGCCCCAAACCGCUAUUUCUGGCAAUCUGGUUUCGUAGUGCUUGACAUUGUCCUUGUGCUGGCCUCCGUCGUAGAAGCAUUGCUACCAUCAAUCUCGGAUCAGUUUUCGCGAGGCCAGUUCACGCUACUGAUCUUGCAUGUUCUUCGCUUUCUCAGGGGCCUUCAGUCGCUGAAUAUGCCCGAAUCAGCCAGUGCUGUCACGGCUUGCUUCGGCGGCCUGCUUCCGGUGUUCGUCUUUGUCCUCCUUGGAUGCAUUUGGAGUUUCCUGGCAAUUGUUUGGUAUCUCGUCUUCAACAACACCACCACCCAGCCCAUCCAAUUCAGCGACUUCGGAUCCUCUGUGCUGACCCAGUUCUAUCUGGCCUGCCAUGGAACGGACUGGGACCGCAUUACUUCGCAACUUACCGCGGAAGGAACUCAGACCGCCUCAGCCAUUGCGCUAGCGUUUGGCAUCGUCCUUACAUCGGUUGUCUUCUUUACAGCCAAUGCGGCCGUUAUCCUGUUUCACGAGCUUGCUGAUAAGGGGAUUGCGGAAUACCGCGAGUACGAUCGGUCCCAGCAGAUGAGGAGGAGGCUGCUGGGCCUCCACCGGUUUGAGCAUUCGUUGAAAGCUGCUGCAUGCCGAAAUGGUGGAGUAACAGACGACUCUUGGGCUGAGUGGCUGAUGCAAUCCCGGAGCAGGCUUGAGAGUACCCUCGAGGAGCUUCAGAACAACGAGCUCCGAGUUCUGAGUCUGUCAGUGACUGAAAUCCUCCAGCUCUACGAUCACUUGUUCGAGGUCAACCACGGAGAUUGCAGAGUUUCAGAGCUGCUUUUCGGGAUCCUUCGCAUGAUCAGCCCGGCGGAGGUGGCCGAGUUUCUGCAGGUGGACCACUUGCAGAAGCAAUGUACACAGGUCGCCGAGGCCGCAGCGAUCAAAAUUGAGCGUGAGGUCGAAACCAGCCGACAGCAUCUUGAUGUCAUGGAACAAAGUGUCUCGAGACUUCGGACGCAGCUCCAGAAGCUGCGAUCGCAAGCAGGCACAGCGAAGCAGGAGCUGAAAGGAAUGGUCUCGGAGGUCGAGCAGCAGUACCAGGAUUGCAUUGAUAGUGUCAACCAGGCAGCAUCCAUACGACGGCUCCACCUCCAACUCACGCACAAGAACUCCCGGCAGGAGGUCUUCAACGAAGUCUACGAUGCACAGAGGUCUCUGUCACGGCUCUACUAUUUCAACCACUACUGCACUGCCUUCGGGUUCCCUUCGGUGGGUUCCGAAGCGGCUUGGGCUCAGGCAGCCGAGGACUCGAGGCGCGCCUUCGGCGACUCCCGGCACUUCGACAAAACGACUAGACUUCUGCAAGCCGAAGUCAAGAAACGUGUCGAGACCAGAUUGAAGGAGCACUUGAAGUUGCGCACAGACCCGGCGCGCAUCACGCAGCGGGGCAGCCCUGCUGCCAUGCUCUUUUCCACACCGGGGUCGGGAGGUGUGACGCCAUGCAAACCCAUCUCCACGCCGUCCAGACUUAUUGACAUUAGAACUCCCUUGAGACCAUGCUCGAGGCAACGAAGCAAGGAGUUUCAAGACGAUGUGCGAGUUGCCCUCGAAGAGCAGUCGGCAGAGCUUCUACGUGUAGCAUUGCAGCGUCGACACGCGUGUCCGCGCGAUCACGCUCUGCAUGAAGCAGUUCGCCAGGCAGGUUUCGACCGAAGCCUAAUGAUCGACAUCUCAGACGACUUACUCGGCAGUGGUUUAUGCGUGUGGAACGUGGAUUAUCGGUCCGUUGGCUCUGGCGGCGGCUAUCCGAGCACCCUGGAAGACGUGGCCUCUGCUUUCAACUGGCUCGGUAGCGAUGAAGCUGUCUCACUGGGAGUUCACCCAAAUCUCCCGGUAGGAAUAGUCGGGCACUCCGCAGGGGGCCAUUUAGCAGCCUGGCUGGCCAUCCAGGGCCUUCUGGACCGCUCCGACUUCGACCUGUCGGGUGACAUCAAACCGCGGAUCGUGGUCGCGCAAGCGGGUGUUCUAGAUCUGAAGGGAGCUUAUGAGGCGAAUCUCGGCAGAAGUGCCGUCCGCGACUUCAUGGGCACCCCGCCAGCAUCCGCAGCUUCUCGCAUGUUGGCUGCUUCCAACGGUGCUGUGUUGGACAUCGUUGCAAGCCCGGCAGAUGAUGCUGAUCUGCGUUACUCGAGGGCCGAUCCGACAGAGCUUUUGAGAAAGGUAUCUGCUGCACGGCUGACAUCUGGCGCGCCCGUCUUUGCACUUGUCCAUGGUCAGGGCGAUGACAUAGUACCAACUGCUCAAAGUGUGGCCUUUCAAUCGGCGCUGCGACAGUGCAAUGGUUCAGAUCAGUGCAUUUGCAACCUAAUCCGUGGAGAGGGUCACUUCGAGCAUUUGCACCCAAUUCACUUGCAGGGCAACUGUGCUGCGACGCGGCUCCUCUUGCAAAACAUGGCUGAACCCAACGAGCGUUGUCGGGCAUUGGAGCGGGGCUGCGAGCUCCCAUUGCAGCUUGCGCUCUCCUCCAACCUUGUACGCGCCAGCGAGCGGCAGCAGAUGGUGGAGCUCCUUCUUCAAGCGCGAGCCGAUCCGGAGCUUCGGCGCAGCGAUGCUGAGGGCAGCCCACCUCUUCAUGAUGCUGUGCGUCUAGCAGAUGCUGGGAUCGUGGAGCUUCUUCUCAGGCAUCGAGCAGAUCCCAACUCCCGCAAUUCCUUCUCCGAGGCACCUCUGGAUCUCGCGCUAGGAGGAAGCCGUUUCUUGAGCGUGGAUCUGUCCUUGAGCCUGGUGGAGGUCCUUUUGAAGUGGGGCGCAUGUCCCACAGGGUUAAGUGGGGAAGCCACUUGCCAACGAACUGAAGGAGUGAAGAUGCACGAAGGCUCUCCAGUAAGUGAUGAUGCGGCGCUGGUGCCUGAAAUCCAAAUCUUGCUGUCCAAGUGGACGGCUUGGUGGCGGCUCCGAAUGCUAGCCUGGAUACGCUCCAGAGGCAGGGUCGGAGCAUGCAGACACAUCUCAAGCAACAAAGAUGCAUAUCGAACCCUGAUCUGGGAGAGGGGCAGGUCGAGUCCGAGUUUGAUGCGAGUCUCCGUGAAUUGCGCAGGGCAAGAUAUGCGCGAGCGGAAAGCAUGCCUUUCCCUGAUAAUUUCCCAACAGGUACCGAUACUUUCCAGCAAAAGCGGAAGCAGACGACACAACUUGGCAGCCAGUACUCGUAGUUACGUAGUUGCGCAGAGCACAUCCAGACGCUACAGUUGUCUCGCAGCCACGCAAUCUUUGGUGUCGGCACCUUCUUCGCAAGAGUCGUGUGUCGUCGCAUAA
Messenger RNA from Symbiodinium necroappetens, 4236 nucleotides. Lineage: Eukaryota; Dinophyceae; Suessiales; Symbiodiniaceae. The record is from the annotation of a GenBank genome assembly.